AACAAAGACCCGCGAGCCUCCGCUGCCCGGAACCGGCCUUGGAACUGCGGCAGAAUCUAAAGCUGCUUGCCCUCCCGCCCUAUGGAGCGGCCCCCGGGGCUGCGGCAGGGCGCGGGCGGGCCCUGGGAGAUGCGAGAGCGGCUUGGCACCGGCGGGUUCGGAAAUGUCUGUCUGUACCAGCAUCGGGAACUUGAUCUCAAAAUAGCUAUUAAGUCUUGCCGACUAGAGCUAAGUACCAAAAACAGAGAACGAUGGUGCCAUGAAAUCCAGAUUAUGAAGAAGUUGAACCAUGCCAAUGUUGUAAAGGCCUGUGAUGUUCCUGAGGAACUGAAUUUUUUGAUUAAUGAUGUGCCUCUUCUAGCAAUGGAAUACUGUUCUGGAGGAGAUCUCCGGAAGCUACUCAACAAACCAGAAAAUUGUUGUGGACUUAAAGAAAGCCAGAUACUUUCUUUACUCAGUGAUAUAGGGUCUGGGAUUAGAUAUUUACAUGAAAAUAAAAUUAUACAUCGAGAUCUAAAACCUGAAAAUAUAGUUCUUCAGGAUGUUGGUGGAAAGAUAGUGCACAAAAUAAUUGAUCUGGGAUAUGCCAAAGAUGUUGAUCAAGGAAGUCUCUGUACAUCUUUUGUGGGAACGCUGCAAUAUCUGGCCCCAGAACUCUUUGAGAAUAAGCCUUAUACAGCCACUGUUGAUUAUUGGAGCUUUGGGACAAUGGUGUUUGAAUGUAUUGCUGGAUAUAGGCCUUUUUUGCAUCAUCUGCAACCAUUUACCUGGCAUGAAAAAAUUAAGAAGAAGGACCCAAAAUGUAUAUUUGCAUGUGAAGAGAUGACAGGAGAAGUUCGGUUUAGUAGCCAUUUACCCCAACCAAACAGCCUUUGUAGUUUGGUGGUAGAACCAAUGGAAAACUGGCUACAGUUGAUGCUGAAUUGGGACCCACAGCAGCGAGGGGGACCUGUUGACCUUACUUUAAAGCAACCAAGAUGUUUUGUAUUAAUGGAUCACAUUCUGAAUUUGAAGAUAGUACACAUCCUAAAUAUGACUUCUGCAAAGAUAAUUUCUUUUCUGUUACCACCUGAUGAAAGUCUUCAUUCACUGCAAUCUCGUAUUGAGCGUGAAACUGGGAUAAAUACUGGUUCUCAGGAACUACUUUCAGAGACAGGAAUUUCUCUGGAUCCCCGGAAACCAGCUUCUCAAUGUGUUCUAGAUGGAGUUAGAGGCUGUGAUAGCUACAUGGUUUAUUUGUUUGAUAAAAGCAAGACUGUAUAUGAAGGGCCAUUUGCUUCUAGAAGUUUGUCUGAUUGUGUAAAUUAUAUUGUACAAGAUAGCAAAAUACAGCUUCCAAUUGUACAGCUACGUAAAGUAUGGGCUGAAGCAGUGCAUUAUGUGUCUGGGCUAAAAGAAGAUUACAGUAGGCUCUUUCAGGGACAAAGAGCAGCAAUGUUAAGUCUUCUUAGGUACAAUGCCAACUUGACAAAAAUGAAGAACACAUUGAUCUCAGCAUCACAGCAACUAAAAGCUAAACUGGAAUUUUUUCACAAAAGCAUUCAGCUUGACCUGGAAAGAUACAGUGAGCAAAUGACUUAUGGUAUAUCUUCAGAAAAAAUGCUAAAAGCUUGGAAAGAAAUGGAAGAAAAGGCCAUCCACUAUGCAGAGGUUGGUGUCAUUGGAUACCUUGAAGAUCAGAUUAUGUCUUUGCACACUGAAAUCAUGGAACUACAGAAGAGCCCCUAUGGAAGACGCCAGGGAGACUUGAUGGAAUCUCUGGAACAGCGUGCCAUUGAUCUGUAUAAGCAGUUGAAGCAUAGACCUGCAGAUCACUCCUACAGUGACAGCACAGAGAUGGUGAAGAUAAUUGUGCAUACUGUUCAGAGUCAAGAUCGUGUUCUCAAGGAGCUGUUUGGCCAUCUAAGCAAGCUUUUGGGCUGUAAGCAGAAGAUUAUUGACCUACUCCCCAAAGUAGAAGCGACCCUCAGUAACAUUAGAGAAGCUGACAGUACUGUCAUGUUCAUGCAGGGAAAGAGGCAGAAAGAAAUAUGGCAUCUCCUUAAAAUUGCCUGUACACAGAGUUCUGCCCGGUCCCUGGUAGGAUCCAGUCUAGAAGGUGCAGUAACUCCUCAGACAUCAGCAUGGCUGCCUCCAACUUUAACUGAACGUGAACAUCCUUUGUCAUGCGUGGUAACUCCUCAAGAUGGGGAGAGUUUAGCACAAAUUAUAGAAGAAAAUUUGAACAGUCUUGGCCGUUUAAGUACUAUUAUUCGUGAAGCAAAUGGGGAACAGGGCAGUAGCAUGAUGAAUCUUGAUUGGAGUUGGUUAACUGAAUGACUUGAAACUUGUUCACUGUUCUCAAACCUAUGGAAGUUGUUGCUGAAAAUGUUGGAAAUUUGUUUUUCCUCAAUGAAACCAUUCUUCACAUACCAGUCAAUGGAAGAAAUGGCUAUACUCAGAAACUACGCAUGGCUUUAGUCUUGAUCUUGAGUAAUUUUAACCUCCAAAAACAGAUAGGAUUCUAUGAAAAGUCAAUGGACUUGUUUAAAUAUUUGUUUCAAUACUGCAACUAUUUAGGAGCAUCAUUAUGGCCCAUAUGUUUUCAAACUUGGUAAAAACAUUACUUACUUACCUGAUUUAAAAUAUCUUCUAAAGUUUUAACUUUUAAGCAUAAGGCCAAAAAUAGUAUUAUAUAUAUAGAAAAAGAAAGUCACUUAGCAUGCAUUUUAAGUAAAUGUUGCCUAUGUUUUUUAUGGAAGAGACUGUUCAUAAGUAAAAUUGUACUUUUUGAAGAAUAAAUCCUACCUCCUUGUGUUGCACUCAGCAAAAACUCUUCCCGGCAUCAUAAGGAGUUGGCUUAAUCCCAUUUUAUUUUUACAACACAUUUAAUAGUAUCCCCUUCUUACAGAAGGGAUUGUGCAUCUGUGCCUUCAAUUCCAGUUGAUUGUCCUAAAUCAUGUGUAUUAUAUAUGUGUAUGUAUUUAAGAUGUACAUUUAAUGUCAAAGAAAGAUGUCUGUUAAUUUAUAAUGUGUUUGAAAGCUUAUAUGUUUUUCAUUUGUUUAAAUAGGUUUUUGUGUCUUGUACAAGUUUCUAAAGAUCUGCAUUCCCUUAACUGUAAUUGUAAUUUCAAAAUCCAAGAAGUUCUGAAAACAAAGUUUUCAUAAGCUUGAUGAAAAAAUUAAUUUUCUUAUAUUUCUAAACUCAUUGUUUAUCCCACUGUGUGUGAAUAUUCAUUUAUUUUACUGCAGAUAUAUUAAUAUGCUUAAUUACUGGGAAAAGGGUUCUACCACAUUUUUAAAGGGUCAAUGUAGUAUGGUAUGUGUACCAAAUUACCUUUUUAAAAAUCUGAAAAUUUUGUAAGUCUGAAAUAUCUGGCCCCAAAGCUUUCCGAUAAUGCAUUGUGGUUCUCUUAUCUUUUGUUAAAUAGCCUAGAAGGUAUUAUUUGUCUAAAAAAUGUGAAAUUUUAUAUUCUAGAUAGUUUUUUCACUUUAUGUAUUAAAUGAUUUUUAAAUUACA
This is a messenger RNA of Cavia porcellus (domestic guinea pig), 3499 nucleotides long. It is a transcript of the gene Chuk, whose product is annotated as component of inhibitor of nuclear factor kappa B kinase complex. Gene Ontology annotation, biological process: peptidyl-serine phosphorylation; positive regulation of transcription by RNA polymerase II; tumor necrosis factor-mediated signaling pathway. Gene Ontology annotation, molecular function: ATP binding; IkappaB kinase activity. Gene Ontology annotation, cellular component: IkappaB kinase complex; cytoplasm. NCBI's taxonomy places the organism in Eukaryota, Metazoa, Chordata, Mammalia, Rodentia, Caviidae. The record is from RefSeq and is a predicted model, not a curated record. The transcript is spliced from 21 exons. The coding region runs from base 82 to 2319 and encodes 745 amino acids.